CAAAGCAUUUCAACCUCUCUUUCUAGAAACCCGUCAAACGAGACCAAACGAGCCGCGGGAUCUAACGGUCGGGAUUUGUGCAUCUCGACGUCUAGCCCAAUGAACGGUCGAGAUAGCCGCAGCGAUCACCACCGGAAAAUCCAGCCAUCGCCGGAUCACUUCGAGUUCAGCUCCCACGGCGCCACUGCGCCGGAGAUGUGCUGCGCCGACGAGAUCUUCGCUCGUGGCCGGAUGAUCCCGUCGAACCCUACGCCGCCAGCGCUCAGGAGGAACCACAGCAACGCGACGGCGGUUUCCCGGGAACGUCACCGGCGAUCGGAGUCAGUGGAUGGGAUAGAUCGGUUUCGUCGCCGAGAUUACUGGCAGCUGAGGCGCGCGGCUUCAGACUCGUCUCCAGUGGUGGCGAGGGCGGUGAAGCCGAAGCCGAAGUGGUACUGGUUCUUGUUUGGCUCGGUGAGGAUGCCGGAGCCGGCGAUGGAGAUAAGUGAGAUCAGGAGUAGGAUACGGCGGCGAGGAGGGGUGCAGGCGGGGGAGUUGGAAGGGAGCCGGUGGGCGCCGUGGAAGCUGAUCCGGUCUCUGAGCUGCAAGGGAGUUGAGAGCGCAGCCGCGAUGGCGCCGGAGCCGAUGCCGCUGGUAAGCCAUGGGUUGAUUUGACGGAGAUACCCCUUGGGGUGAGUUAUGGGUUGGUGCAGCUUUCUCGUUGUCGGGUUUGGUUUGGUGCACAGAAUGCCCCUGGUGGGGGAUGUUUGAGUGGGGACAGAUUGGGAAUAAAUUGAGGUCACGGAGAGCCCGGGUGAGGUGGGAAGUGUGAUUUGUAUUUAUUGGAGCCUUGUUAGCCAUGUCCAUUUUAGGAAUAUAUUUGUAGAUUGGAGGAAUUGUUUUAUUUUGGGUUAUUAUUAUUAUUAUUAUUUUUUGCAGUAACUUU
Dioscorea cayenensis subsp. rotundata (Guinea yam) is the source of this 925-nucleotide messenger RNA. RefSeq lists its product as uncharacterized. NCBI's taxonomy places the organism in Eukaryota, Viridiplantae, Streptophyta, Magnoliopsida, Dioscoreales, Dioscoreaceae. The transcript has a single exon. Bases 100 to 654 code for a protein of 184 amino acids. The record is from RefSeq and is a predicted model, not a curated record.